CGCGGCCGCACUCCCUCCAUCGUCUUUCCCCUCCCUUUUCUUCUUCUUCUUCACUCCGCUGAGACGCUCGGCCGCAGAGGGACUCCUCUUCGAACGAUUUCAGAACGAGCGGUUCUAACUUGUUUGGGCAGCUGUCGGCGGAGGAAUAAAGCGGAAAGAGGAAAGAGACGAAGCAGAGGCAAAAUUGUCAAAACUUACAACACUAGGUUUUUGCCUAGUCUCCACUGUGCUUUUGUUUCUCUCUUCAUCAGAGAUUCAUCGUGUCUUUAAUGGGAAAGAAGCGAAAGCACAGCGAGCCUACUGAGGCUGCAGUCACUGUUAAAGACGAAAGUGCGCCUGAAAGGCCGAAAAGAACUCUUCUCGGAUAUAAAACCAAAGUUGAGGAUGAAAAGAAAAUCGAUAGUCCUCACGCUGGUUUCCGGAAUAAGGAGAAAGUGCUGGUCACUUGCACGCGCCGCAUCAGUUUCAGGUAUCGCCAUUUGAUGCUGAACUUGGUUGAUCUUCUGCCUCACUGUAAGAAAGAUAACAAAAUUGAAUCUAAGGAGAGUAAAGGCGCUACACUGAAUGAGCUUGUUGAGCUUAAGAGCUGCUCUUCUUGUUUGUUCUUUGAGUGCAGGAAAGGGAAGGACCUUUACUUAUGGAUGGCAAAGUGCCCCAAUGGUCCAUCUGUCAAGUUCUUGGUCAAUGCGGUGCAUACGAUGGAGGAACUGAAACUUACUGGAAAUCAUCUCAAGGGCUCACGUCCAAUCUUGACUUUUUCAUCCAAUUUUGAUAAGAACCCUCACUGGCAGCUUUUGAAGGAGAUGAUUUCUCAGAUAUUUGGCACACCAAAGGAUCACAGGAAAUCAAAGCCUUACCAUGACCAUGUUUUUGUCUUCUCCAUUGUCGAUGACCACAUAUGGUUCCGUAAUUACCAGAUAUCAUGCCCCCACACUGGAGCACAAAAAUUGGACUGUGGAGACUUGGACAAGAUGACAUUGGUUGAGGUUGGCCCAAGGUUCUGUUUGAACCCAAUUAAAGUCUUUGGUGGCAGUUUUGGUGGUCCAACACUAUAUGAAAAUCCAUUUUAUGUCUCGCCGAACCAGAUUCGAUCCCUCGAGAAGAGGAAGCAGGCUGGGAAAUAUGUUAAGAAAGUUAAAGCCAAGACCAGGCGGAAGAUGCACGAGCUGGAAAAUCCCCUGGAAGUCGACGAGUUUGCUGAUAUGUGGAAGGAGUAACAAAAAAAACCCAGGAAGGAUAAAUUAAAUGCGCGGCUAUUCGACGAUUUUGUCGACAGACACAGGAGCUAAUUGGUUUGCUUGCUCUCACUUCAAAUACUCUACUAUUAAUUCUAGCAUUGCUGUGUGCCAGAAAUUAGCAUGUAGUUUCUAAUUAUCUAUGAAUUUUGACGAUAAAGCUAUAUUACUGUUUCAAUUUUAUUGUUUUAUAA
Molecule: messenger RNA, 1429 nt
Organism: Andrographis paniculata
Lineage: Eukaryota; Viridiplantae; Streptophyta; Magnoliopsida; Lamiales; Acanthaceae
Product: ribosome biogenesis protein BRX1 homolog 1-like
Exons: 9
Coding region: 270-1217 (315 amino acids)
Biological process (GO): rRNA processing; ribosomal large subunit assembly
Cellular component (GO): nucleolus
Molecular function (GO): rRNA binding
Source: RefSeq, a predicted model, not a curated record